GGACGGAUUAUGGAGUUGCACACACGGUUUUCCCUAAAGAAGCGCUAGUUACGUUUUUGCUAAUAAAUUCAAUAUUUAAAAUUGUGCUUUUUGGUAAUUUGAUAAACUAAAGAUUUUGAGCUCCGUGUAGGAUUUUUGUACUUGAAUGUUUAAGUUUGUGAGCAGAAAGCGGGGAAAGUAGUUUUGUGUGUAAUGAUGGAUGAGGAACCGGAGAGAACGAAGCGUUGGGAAGGAGGUUAUGAACGGACAUGGGAGGUGCUGAAGGAGGACGAGUCCGGCUCUCUGAAAGCCAGUGUAGAGGACAUUCUGUUCGAGGCCAAAAGGAAGAGGGUGUUCGAGAGUCAUGGGCAGGUCCGACUUGGAAUGAUGCGUCACCUUUACGUGGUGAUCGACUCAUCUCGGACGAUGGAGGAUCAGGACCUGAAGCCCAACCGACUCACAUCUACACUGAAGCUCAUGGAGUAUUUUGUUGAAGAAUACUUCGAUCAGAACCCCAUCAGUCAGAUCGGAAUCAUCACCACCAAGAACAAAAGAGCCGAGAAACUCACUGAGCUCGCAGGAAAUCCUAAGAAGCACACGGCGGCGUUGAAGAAAGCUGUGGACUCGGGGUGUGUGGGCGAGCCGUCUCUGUACAACGCCCUCAGCAUCGCCAUGCAGACCCUCAAACACAUGCCAGGACACACCAGCCGAGAGAUUCUGGUCAUCUUCAGCAGUCUGACCACCUGCGAUCCGGCCAACAUUUACGACCUCAUCAAGACGCUGAAAUCCCUUAAGAUCCGAGUGUCUGUGAUCGGACUGUCUGCUGAGGUUCGGGUGUGUACCGUUCUGACUAGGGAAACCGGAGGAAUCUACAACGUGAUCCUGGACGAGAGCCAUUUCAAGGAGCUGCUGACGUUCCACGUGAACCCUCCUCCCGCCAGCUCAUCCUCGGAGUGCUCGCUCAUCCGCAUGGGUUUCCCUCAGCACAUCAUCGCUUCUGCAUCUGAUCAGGACUCCAAGCCGUCCUUCAGCAUGUCGCACCUGGAGAGCUCAGAUGAAGGACCAGGCCUCAGUCUCGGUGGUUAUUAUUGCCCCCAGUGCAGAGCCAAAUACACAGAGCUGCCCGUGGAGUGUAAAGUGUGUGGUCUGACCCUGGUCUCCGCCCCUCACCUGGCUCGCUCCUUCCACCACCUGUUUCCUCUGGAAGCGUUUCAGGAGCGCCCCCUGGAGGAGCACACAGGGGACAGGUUCUGCCAGGCCUGUCAAGGAGAGCUGAAGGACAAAAGUGUGUUCACGUGUCCGGUGUGCGUGAGCGUGUUCUGCGUGGAGUGCGACAUCUUCAUUCACGACACGCUGCACUGUUGUCCGUGCUGCAUCCAGAGACAGGGAGCGUCCUGAGGACAAGUUCCUCCACCACGCUCACAGAACCUGCUGUUACUUAUUAUAUAAGUUCUAUCUUCUGCUGUACGAACUGAAUCCUGAUCGUGUGUGUGUGAGAGAGAGAGAGAACACAGUGAAACACCACAUGGUCCUUACACUAAAUGAAGGCCAGGCAGGUUUUACCCAUCACCUUAAACACACACACGUCACACACACACACACACACACACGUCACACACUCUUCAAGAUCCUGAUUGUCAGGAUUAGGUGUGUUGGGUAAUAAACAGCAUUUGAGAACAGGA
Molecule: messenger RNA, 1661 nt
Organism: Silurus meridionalis
Lineage: Eukaryota; Metazoa; Chordata; Actinopteri; Siluriformes; Siluridae
Gene: gtf2h2
Product: general transcription factor IIH, polypeptide 2
Exons: 15
Coding region: 193-1377 (394 amino acids)
Biological process (GO): nucleotide-excision repair; regulation of transcription by RNA polymerase II; DNA-templated transcription
Cellular component (GO): transcription factor TFIIH core complex; transcription factor TFIIH holo complex
Molecular function (GO): zinc ion binding
Source: RefSeq, a predicted model, not a curated record